CUUUGUUGAGCUCAUUGGGCAAAAAAGAAAAAACACAUCCCUUUCUCGUUUUUUUAAUUUAUUUUUUUAUUUUAUUUUUGCCCUACCCAGGUAAAGUCUGGCCCAGGGUCUGUCUGAGAAAGUGGCCUAACCCUCCCACAGUGGGGUGUGUGUGUGUGUGUUUUCUGCUGCGCUCUGGGCCGGUUUCUAUUCAAAUGUGGGUCAGGGGUGAGGAAGCCUAACGUCAUAAGCUUGCAACAUGGCGUCCCGAAGGCUGUGAGAUGAGCAGGAGGAUGGUGAAGAACGCUUGAGAACGGUCCUACUGAUGUAAAAAGCUUUAGGUGGUGCACGUGUCGGAAGACAGCGAGAAGGAAGGAGGAAAUGGAACUGCCAAAUCAUGCCAAACAACUGCUGCUGCAACUCAACCAGCAGAGAGCCAAGGGCUUCCUGUGUGACGUUAUCAUUGUGGUGGAGAAUGCUCUAUUUCGCGCCCACAAAAAUAUCCUGGCAGCCAGCAGCAUUUACUUCAAAUCUCUGGUCCUCCAUGAUAACCUUAUUAACCUUGACACGGAGAUGGUCAACCCCUCUGUGUUCAGACAGGUUCUGGACUUUAUCUAUACUGGAAAGCUCCUGUCUUCAUCAGACCACAGCAGCGAGCAAAACUUCAGUGCCCUCUUGACCGCAGCCAGCUACCUCCAGUUACAUGACCUCGCUGCUCUGUGCAGAAAGAAGCUCAAGCGCAGUGGUGGGAAGCCCCUACCAGGAAAACCCUCCACACCAGGUCCACUAAGCCGCUUACGCCUCAACAACCAGCGUCUUUCCUCUUCUACACCUGCUGGGCCCAACAACCACUAUCCUCCGACCCCUUCCGACAACGACCAACCACAGCCAGAUGAAGGCCUUCGGGACAAACUGUCAGAUGACGAAUUGUUUGUCGGGAGCACUGGGAAGACUGGAAAUGGGGGAAACGGCAGCAGUAAUGGUAAUCUCAGCAGUGGUGGAAGUGCGGGGGAGCCAGAUCUCGGGCUAGAUCUGUCCAAGAAGAGUCCUCACUCUGCUGGCACAGCCACUGAUGCCCUUAGCCCACACAGCAACUCCCAAGAGUCCCCCCAAUCUGCCUCAGUAUCCACAACCAACAGUGCCUCACUGGAUGACUCCUCAACCACCCUGCCAGGUGUAGACACAUGUGUCUCAGAGAAUAUGGAGCUGAACUCCUCCAAAACGCCAGAGGAAUCCCAAAACCAGUCCGAGGGCCCACCACCCCAGAAAAAAACCCGACAUGCUGCUCGUAAGAACGAAUGGCCCAAAAAAGAGGCAUUAGGGUUGAAGUCUGAGGAUCAUGACAGGCCUCUGGUUAACGGAGUGAUUGUAGGUCCUAAAAAUGGCCGCUCCGCUGGUGCUGAUGGAGGCAGUGGUAAAAGCUUUACGUCUGACCAGUCCUUCCAGUGUAAAGAUGAGGAAGAUGUAGGAGUGAACGGCCAGGACCACAGUGAAGAAAGUGGCCAGAGUGAUGGAGAGAGCACAGGAGCUGGAGGAGGAGCAGGAGGGGGACACCACAGCGCUAACUAUGUGUACCGGCAGGAAGGUUUUGAGCCAGCGUUUGGGGACAACCUCUAUGUGUGUAUUCCCUGUGGUAAGGGCUUCCCCAGUUCUGAACAACUUAAUGCUCAUGUGGAGACCCACACUGAAGAUGAGCUCUAUAUCAAGGAAGAAGGAGGGACCUUUGUCAAAGAGGAAGAGGAGGAGGAGGCCGAGGACCUCUCUGCCCCUGUAGGUCCCUCCAGCUUCAGCUCUGAAACACGUCCGUUCAAGUGUACCGUGUGCAGCAAGAGCUACAAAGACCCUGCAACUCUGAGGCAGCACGAAAAGAGCCACUGGUUGACCAGGCCCUUCCCCUGCAACAUCUGCGGCAAAAUGUUCACCCAGCGGGGAACCAUGACGCGCCACAUGCGCAGCCACCUGGGCCUCAAACCUUUUGCAUGUGAAGAGUGUGGCAUGCGCUUCACGCGGCAGUACCGCCUAACGGAGCACAUGCGAGUCCAUUCUGGGGAGAAGCCGUACGAAUGCCAGCUUUGUGGUGGGAAGUUUACCCAGCAGCGCAACCUCAUCAGUCACCUGAGAAUGCACACCUCACCCUCUUAGAAACGCAUCAAGCCAAAGAACUACUGGAAUAGAGAAAAAGGAACAUUUUUUCACCUUUUUUCCAUCUCAGAAGCAAAGAAACACACACAUAACACACACACACACACAGUUCUUGAUACUGAUUCCAGUUUACGACGCCCUGGCUAAGUGAAUGGUGUAGCUGCUCGCCACAGUGCUCUCUCUUGGUGAUGGUGGAAUCCCUUUGAUGCAAGGAUAGGGUCUUUGGUUAUAGUGAAUGAUGUGUGCUCGCCUCUCAGGUGUUUUUAGAGGGACUAUUUACUUGUGUCUCUCUCCAAAGUCACAAAGCCAUGGUGGAGAGGCACAGUUGAUUAAAUGUGAAUGUGGGCACCUCGUCCCCCUCUGCCACCUUCCUCUCUCCGUGGUUUAAGCAAUUAAACCUUAAUUGUUUUUCUCCCCAUUGUUCCUAAAACAACUUUUGACCAAAAAAAAUAUCGGUGCAAACAAAACUGGCAAUAAUACAGCAAGAAGAAAAUUUUUACCCUGACAGCUUUAUAUCCUUUAUGAUGUUGGUGAUGCUAUAUGUAUAAAAGAGGAGGGGUAACUGGGUAUGGGACCAUCUCUGUGCUUUACCUGAAAGCACAGAAAGAAAGGUUUUUCUCAGGAGGACAUGUUUGUUUGUAGAAAACAACAAAUAUUCUGUGUCCUCUCUGUGGCUGUUUUGCAUUGAUAUAGACGAGAGUUUUUAUUCAUUUUUUUUUUUUUUUUUUAGAUUUGCCUGCUAGUGCUCCAAGGAAAGAAGCUGGAAAGAGAAAUUCCCUUGUGGUAGUACUCAUACUUUAAAAGCUUGUCAUGUUUCAGUGAAUGUUUUAAACUGGAAGGUCUUGGGAUUUUUCUUGAUAAGUGUGGGUGGGGGGUUGGGGUUGUAGGGCAGGGUGGGAGGUUUAAAGGGGUUGCUUUAAACCGAACGCUACGUUGAGUGGGUACGUUAUAUUUUUGUGUAUAGCUUUCCUCCCCUUGGAAAAAAAAAGAAGUCUAUUUAUAUAUAGGCUUGUGACCUCGCUACCUCUGAUUACUCUUACAAACUCUGUUGAUUUAGUUAAAAGUUGCUUGUGUAAUUAAUUGUAAAAAGUGUGUAGAUUAUGUAACUUCUCACCUAAUGCUUUACCCUGCCCAUCUCUCAACACAGGUUUUUAAUGCUCAUAGAUUUUACACUUUCUGAUUUGUUUUUAGCCGUUAUUUGUACAAGAUAUAGCUUUUUUUUUUUUCUUUUUUUUUCCAGGGCCUUGGUCAACAUGGCCCUCUAUUCAGUGUGUACUGUAGCAUCCUGCCUGGAGCAAAUAGUGGUUGGUUGGUUGGUUAGUUUUAGAUGUAUAGCGUUCCAAAGAUCUCAUGAAUGUCGAGGAGAACUGAGCUAACUAACGAACAUUGCUAGACAAGUUCAUAACCAAAGUUUUAAAAAGAUGUACUUAAGAUAUAUAGCAUACUAAAUUAUUUCUCUUUUGAUUUCCUUUAUUCCUGUAUAAAACAAAUUAAGAAUUAUAUUCUAAAGUCCACGCAAAGAAAUCCACCCUUUUUGUGAUUGUUUUGGCCAAUGACUGAGGCUUGCAAUGGUUCUUGUGGUUUUGCAAGGAAAAGCUUGUGCUGAUUGGUGGGCCGGUGGGGGUGUAAAAACUUUACCACCUGAUAGGGGUGGAAAAAAGUUUAAGAUAUGUUCACUGAGCAUGUUUGUCCCGUUUCUGUUUUUCUUUUUUUUUUUUUUGUGUAUCCAGAGUCCUUAUCACUUUAUAUUCCCUGACUUUAAAAACAGGACUUGAUGACAGUUUGUGUUCUGUUCAUACCAAAAACAAAAAAGAAAAAAAAAAGAUAGGAUCUAUAAUCAGAAUUUUAAUGUGAAAUUUAAGUUACUCAAGUUUUUUCUUUUUCAGUUUUUUGAGCCAGAUUUGUUAAAACUUGUCAUAAGAAAAGGAGACAUAGAGAUGCACUGGACAGCGUUCACUAAAACUACUUAAGUUAUUUAAAAAUCUUUUUAAUAUGUACCUCAUCAAAUGCAACUAGAAGUAGAGAAUGGCUCUGGGUCAGUUCACCCCUUGACUAAUUUUUACCCCAAUUUUUUACAUAUGCCUAUUUUCUUUUCACAUCCCAUGUACCUAAACCCUGCUACACACUGUUUUGAAAAUCCGACUGUAUUUGAACAUGUCACGCUGUGCACACUUGAUAUACCAUCCUGAUAGUAACCAGUGUCACACUGUAAGAAGACUGCUCGAUUUAUUACUACAGCACCAAGCGCCAAGACCAGUAUCAAUCCAACAAUGACUGCACAGCAAGCUACAGCUUUUAACUCUUUGGCUCUUAUUUUUUACCCUAAAUUUGAAUAGGAGAGGCGUAUGAGGAAAAGGAGACCGCCAUGGAACCGCUGAUGGCUGUAGAAAGGAGAACCAUAAUUAGUUGGUUGUAGCAGUGGUCAAACAGCAGGGUUUUCCCAGAAAACUUCAGCCUGAGCCUGUCACAUUAAACAAUUAUAGACUGCCAGUUAAAUCGUUUAACAAAAAUUGGAUUCCAGCUUUAAACCGUUGCAUAUUUAUUAUUUCUUCGAGUUGAUUAGUUUUAUGGAUUAAAUAAUUAGAAGUAUGCUGUACAUUUAGACUAUAUUUUAUGCCAGAUUUCCAUUUAACGUAAACAUUUCUGAUCCCUGUUUGACACCUAAUUAAUAACUCGGUAACUCUUAGUAAAUUUUGACCUCCUGUUAUUCAAAAAUAUUCUCUAUUAGUCCUAUAUUCACAUUUCCUUAAAGUACACCAUAUUGAAUAUACAAUAUUACUUUGAAUCAUCACAAUCAACAAAACAAUGAAGACCAAAACUCCAGUACUCCUAGAGAAUGGCUCUUCUUCUUUGUCUGUUUCACUGUCCAGUGCAUCUACUCUUAAAACUUCCACUGUGGAUCAUUAGCCUUUACUACAAGUUUUUGAUAUAGGCAUUCCUCUGUAAUGUUGAUUAAACUGUCCUCUUGAGUUUAUAAUUUUUGGUAUAACCUCCUUCAUCUUCUUGUUAAGGUCUGUGAACUGUUUUCACGGUGAUGUAGCGGAAGCCCUGCAAACAUCACCAUUGUUUUUAGGUACCUGCAUCCUGGACUCCCAGAGUAGUUGCUUAAUUUAAUGUUGACUUUCUUGUUGUUCGGCAUCUGCAUGCUACAUGGGAAUUUUUCACACUCCCAACACCCUUCCAACAAAAAACAUGUUAUUUGUAGCCUGUGACCUCUCCUAGCUAACGAUGGAGUCCUUAAUGCAUUGCCUUCAAACGUAAUUGUACUUCUCAGCACCAGGUGCACUGCAGCACAAUGUCUGUAAUGCAAAAGGUGUUUGUACAUUCUUUAGCCAUCUCCGCAAAGGAUUUUUUUUUUUUUUUUUUGCAGCUUCAUUUGAAUGCCUGCUUGUUUGUCAAAACGAAGAAAAAAAACUGUGACCAUACUACUACUAUUACUAUUACUACUAGUACUACUACUCUUCAAGUACUUCAGGGAUUGUUCUGCCUGUGUGUACGCAGGCUCUCAGCUACAUUUGUUAGAUAAAGCAUUGUAUCAGUUUCUCUGUAUUUUAAACCUGGGAGAAGCAAAAGAAAAAAAAAAAACACUAGUUUCAUAUUUAAGAUGAACAGGGGGGAAUCUUUUUCAACUAACAGAAAAAGCCUUGACAAAAGGCGAGGCAGCUCAAAACAAAGUCUACAUUUUUAGUUAGUUACACAAUAUGUGCGGAAAUGGUUGCAAAGUUGUACAAAGAACUUAGAAGAAAGUGAAAUAAUAAUAAUAAAAAAGCUCAUACCCAAAUUCACAAACUAUUUUUUAAACCAAAGCACAUUUGAAUGAUUAUGGAACCAUGUGUGGCUCUAAAAAAAUAGAAAUAAACAUAUGUAUUUAUCUCAUUGUUUACAUAAACUUUUACAGUUUUACAGACCUCAAUCGAGGCUCGGCCAGUCAAAGAUUUUAUUUUAUUUUUUUUACUUUUUAUCUGGUAUGUACGUAUGUGUGUAUAAUUAAGAUGCUUUUCAACACAGAUGUUGCUGCCAAAACAUAAGCAUUACACAUGAGGUGAACCAUUACAUAUUCAAUUUGGGGAAGGGUUUAUGUGGAGUCUCCUCCCUGCCAGCUGGCUUUGGGGUGACCCUGCACCCCAGUUCUCCUGCCCUCUGGCCCAUCUUCAGAUGGGAUGGAUUGUGGGGGGGGGACUGCAUCCUUGUUAAUACCUAUUAAUCAAAAAGGCAUUGUUGGUCAGGGUCUUUCAGCUCAAUAUUGUCUCUGUGUUUACCCAAACACGCUCGAGGCAUUCCUCCUCUGCUUGAGCCCUUUUUCAAUUGGUCGUCUAACAUGGUACAUCUCUAGCUGGUUGCUCUUUAGAACCUAUCUGGAGAAUGUAGCACAAUUUGUUUUUUGUUUUUUUUCCCUUUUGUUCUUUGCAUCUGAACGGGCUCAUCUGGUAGUCUUAACUGUGAAUGUUCCUUGUUGUUUUUGUUAUUUUUUGUACUUUUAAAUUAGAUUGUAUUAUGUGGACGAAAGCAGCACAAACCUCUGGCUGGCCGAGCCUCUGAUAACGUUGACGCAAACACUUAUUGACAGUGUUCUCUCUCUUUUUUUUCUUUUUUUUAUCAAAUGUUUAUUGUCGGUGAUGAAUGUAUUUAUUUCCAGGGCUGGCCUCACCUCUUUAAAGAAUUUUCUCAGUGUGUGAGAUGGAGGUGGAGGCUGGAACCCCCUUUUUUAUUGUUUUGUUUUGAUGACUUUCAAGCUGAAUCUUAUAAGAAGCAAAACAUAGCCAUUAACCACAAUCUGUGAAGACUUUUUUUAUGGGAGAACUGUUGUAUGUUUUCUUCCUAAGAAAAUGGUCUAUGGUAUUUACACCUGACAGUCCGUAGAUUUUUUUUAUUUCAUUUGUUUAAUGAUAGGUGGGUUUUUUUACCCACAUUGUCUUGAGUUGUCACUGACUGGACACAGAGGGGAUCUGAACCUUGACUCCCCCUGUGUGCUUGUCUGUGGACUCGAGCAGGACACUGCUGCCUGUGCAGAGCGGAGGCUACUGUAUAUUUUAAAACUUGCUCUACCUGGGUGUUGCCACGCUGCUGACGCUGAAGAAAAAAAAAAAGAACUCUACAAAACAGAAACAUGCACAUAAUUCAAAUUUUUUUCCCUCUUGAUCAUUGUUAAAUUUCUUGUCUUAAACCACUUUCUCCGCCUCCUUUUGUUUUCAGUGUCUCCUUUCUCUACUUUAGCAGACUUUUUUUUCUUUUUUUAGAAACAUUGGAUAAGAUGGCUUUACUAAGUGCACUUUGUAUGUUUUUUAAACCUCCAAGGACUCAGAGGCUCUCAUAUCAUCUCCAUUUAACGCGACGGUUUUCUCUUUCUCUUCUUACCUCAUCGUUAUUAUUUGCUAAAAUGAUCUAAAACCCAUAUUAUUAUGCAGUGUUAGAAAAGCUUUAAAAUGACAUGAAGCAGGAAACCCCUCUGAGAGACAGUGCUCAGCUCUGUGUUCAUUUUGUUACUCUUCGGAUACUUUUGCAAUCCUCCUGGCUUUUUCUUUUAUUAUUAUUAUGAAGGGGCUGUGCUGUCUAGUUUUGGAAGUGAACCUUACCUUGGCAGGCUAAACCAAAGCUAGUUUUGAAUUGGCCUACAGUGCCAUUAAACCCUGUUUUAAGCUUUAUUGCCCCUUCCUUGAUCUCAGAUACACCUGACCCCUGCUCGUUAGAUCUUUUGGUUCUCUGUAAUCUUUACUGCACAGAGGCCUAUAAAUUCUCUGCUCUGCUGCAUUUUUCAGUGUUUACUGUACCUCCAGUGACACCAAAAUACCUCAACUUCCAGUGUUUACAGAAAAGUGCUGUCUUGCCAUUACAUUUAUACUGUUUUUUUUUUUCUUGCCGUCCAUCUGUAACCAAAAAGUUUAUAGCAGCAUCACAUUUUCAUACAAAACAUUUUCUUUACAUAUUUCUACGAGUUUUGUUAAGGUACACUGUCACCUUGCUACAUUCACAGGCGGACAUGAGUAGCUGCUAAAAUGUAAAGUUAGUACUUGAAGGGUUGAUUAGUGGAGCUGGGUAUAUCGAGCUUCCUCUUUGGUUUUCUUCAGGAACAGCCUCUCAAUAAUGUAUCAGGAUCUAUGGUGUUGAGAGGCUCUGGAAUGGACCUGUAGGGACUUUGCUGAUGAAUAAUUUAAAGGGCAAGAAGCCCUUCCCCUUUGGCAAACACAGAUCUCAUGCAAGAGGUGCACACGCCCAGGUGCGCUUUUGCUGCCAUGUGUUCGCACAGACCUCCAACAGUAGCACAGAUGCCACUGUCUAAGUCUGCAAAUGCGCCCUCUAAAACCAUGCACACACCACCAGUAUUUAAGGGGAGGUUUCCUGACCUUUGUUGGGGCUUUUGGCAGCACCCAGGCUGGGCACUCUCUCUCUCUCUCCCUCUCUUUAUCUUCACUCCUCAGAGAGCUCGUAUUCAGGUCUGAGCCACCGCUGUGUGUAGCGAUCGGGCUCGCAAACUCAAAGUGUCAUAAAAGUGUAAUACAGCUGACCUCAGCACUCACAAACUUGCAGUCUUAAUGUACAGCAGUGAGGAAGAAUAAACUGUUAUUUUAUCUUUUCAUUAAAAGCUUGAUUGAAAACCAA
Molecule: messenger RNA, 8718 nt
Organism: Girardinichthys multiradiatus
Lineage: Eukaryota; Metazoa; Chordata; Actinopteri; Cyprinodontiformes; Goodeidae
Gene: hic2
Product: hypermethylated in cancer 2
Exons: 2
Coding region: 361-2121 (586 amino acids)
Biological process (GO): regulation of transcription by RNA polymerase II
Cellular component (GO): nucleus
Molecular function (GO): DNA-binding transcription factor activity, RNA polymerase II-specific; RNA polymerase II cis-regulatory region sequence-specific DNA binding; protein binding
Source: RefSeq, a predicted model, not a curated record